Messenger RNA from Melanaphis sacchari, 2249 nucleotides. RefSeq names its product nicotinamidase (gene Naam). The transcript is spliced from 10 exons. The coding region runs from base 982 to 1983 and encodes 333 amino acids. The record is from RefSeq and is a predicted model, not a curated record. Lineage: Eukaryota; Metazoa; Arthropoda; Insecta; Hemiptera; Aphididae. Gene Ontology annotation, molecular function: calcium ion binding.
UAUAGUCAUUAAUGAAUACCUACCUAAUCAAUAAUAGUAUAGCUAUAGAAUUCUAUUAGAUCUAUAACUUAACCCUCAGGUUAUAGCGAAAUUUCGAAAAAAUAAUUUUGAGUUACAUAAACGCGCUCUAGCACGAUAAUGAUGGUCUAUAUAAUAUUAUAAUAUGUAUGUAGGUACAUUUGAUUUGUAUGGAAAACAUAAGUUUAUAAAGAAUAUGGGUACCAUAAAAAAAAAGAAAAAGAAAAAGAAAAAAAUCGGUCGCGUGAGAAAAAAAAGGAACAAAAAGGCGUCCAUUAAUGAAAAUUGACGGAAAUGGGUCCGAUGUUGGUAGAGUGGGGGGUAGAACGCGCGCGUACGUCAUAAUAAAUAUAAAUUACAAAAUUUAGGCGGUAGGUACCUGUGUAAUGUUUAUAUUACAUUAAUGUGCGUAUAGAUAGGUAAAAUUUGUUUUACUUUUCGUCUUUUCACACGAACACUUGUCUGUCUCCCACACCGUCGUUCUUACUCUUCCCCUCUCCAUCCCCGCGGCUGUCGAAUCGUCGACGUGCUACGCCACUACCGCCAAGUUUUAAAACGAAACGUCCGCGUUACCAUGUGACACAUUGCACGCGCGCGUCUAGCCGUCGUCGUCGUCGUCAGUACCAGUUACAGAUAUCUACGAAAUCGCACACACACACACACACAGACGUAACGUACAUAAUAAUGUUAUACAAGUGACAUAUACACAGAAUACGUAGCGCACCGUUCGGGUGUUCUCGUCGACGGAACGAGUCUUCGACCGUUGCCGUCCCGUACACGGUACACACCGCAACGUCCGCAACGCGAUCGCGGUAAAUAUAGACGUUACACGCGGUCACGCGGACCACGCGGACGACGACGAGCAGAAAGCUUGCAGUACUACAGUGCGGCGGACGCACGUCACUCGCAAGCUAGAAUCCGCUGCCGACCGAUCGUCACACACGCCAAGUUGCACGGCCCAUUAUGGACGCUUGCUUUAGCGCCUUCGAUAAGGACGGCGAUGGUUAUUUAAACAUUGAAGAGUUCGAUGGAAUCUGCAAAGGACUCUUCCGAAAUGACCGCGGAAUUGUGUAUAGUCUCGAUGUCCACACCCUCAAACAUAUAUUUAACAUAUUUGAUACGAAAAAGGACGGUUUGAUCGAUCGGCAAGAAUUCACAAUGUGUUGGAACAAAUGGAUCAAGACAAUUAUAAGACCUGUCAACAUAUUCCUUAUAAUCGACGUCCAAAACGAUUUUAUAUCUGGUUCGUUGAAUAUCAGCAACUGUUCUGCGCAACAGAAUGGAUUGGAGGUCAUCGAGCCUAUCAACCAUCUAUUGGAUACUGUCAAUUUCGAUUCUGUAUUUUAUUCAUUCGACUGGCACCCGAUCGAUCACAUAUCGUUCAUCGAGAACUUGUCUUUGCGUCCAUUAGACCCGUCGUCCCAGAUCAAAGCCGAUAACGCAAAAUUAUACGAUACCGUAAUAUUUGAGGGAUCUCCGAAGAUAAAACAACGUUUAUGGCCAAAGCACUGUGUCCAAGACUCGUGGGGUGCUCAACUCUAUAAAGACUUGAAGGUAGUGGAUAACGCAGUAAAAAUAUAUAAAGGAACGAUAUCGGACGUAGAUUCGUACUCGGUGUUUUGGGACAACAAAAAAUUAACCCAGACCACAUUAGGCACACAGUUAGCUCAGUUGAAUGCAACCGAUAUUUACGUGUGCGGGUUGGCGUACGAUGUUUGCGUCGGUGCGACCGCAGCGGAUGCGUUGUCCAUCGGAUAUAGAACAAUAUUGAUCGAUGACUGUUGCCGCGGCGUCGAUUUGAACGACAUUGAAAAGACCAAAAACAAUGUAAUCAAAAAUCACGGUGUCAUCGUUCAAUCACACGAGAUAAAAACAAUGGUCGAAGGGCGCGACAGGAGGCCUGAGCUGGGCUAUAAAUUGGCACUUGAAAUCGAAAAGUCUAUGAAAAAGGAUAAUUACAAAUAGGAUCGUAAAAUUAAAAUUUUAGUGAAACAGUAUCGUUGUAAUUAUUAAAAACUGUGUAAGAAAUCUCAUCGGUUAUUCAGUCAUCACUACAGUAUUCGAUUUGUUCUUAUUAUUUUUAGAUUUCUAUAAGAUUCUAGUGUCAACUUACUUGGAAACAUAAAGUAUUGUACUUAGUCAGAAAACCACAAAUUUUCUCAAUAAGUAAUCUUAAUAUAUUAUAUAAUAUAGAAAACAUAAUUUAUUUGUGUGCACUGAGUAUAUUUAAU